This is a messenger RNA of Formica exsecta, 1842 nucleotides long. RefSeq names its product pancreatic lipase-related protein 2-like. NCBI's taxonomy places the organism in Eukaryota, Metazoa, Arthropoda, Insecta, Hymenoptera, Formicidae. Gene Ontology annotation, biological process: lipid metabolic process. The transcript has 8 exons. The coding region runs from base 262 to 1314 and encodes 350 amino acids. The record is from RefSeq and is a predicted model, not a curated record. Gene Ontology annotation, molecular function: lipase activity.
GCGCUUUAUCAAACAAUAUUAUUCAAAUUGUGACGAUAUUUUCAACUUUACAUAAUUUCAGAUGACUAACGUACCGUUUUAUUAACAUGAUAUCAAUAAAAGGCACUCUUAUCGUACUCUCGAGAGCUGGCCGACGAACAAAAAGAAAGCGCGCGGGAUGAAUGACGGACCGAGACGUUAAGCCGACCAAGUUAAUGUAGUAGUAAUCUGGUGCAUCUCGUGAAGACGGCUGGUGUGUCGCACAGCGUACAAUUCAAAGAUAUGUCACUCGUCGAAUUUCUCAUCCUUUCGACCAUCAUCUUCGCCUGGUCAGCGUGUGCAUAUCCGGAAGAUACUCUACUGAACGACGACGCGCGGGCAUCGAUUAUCGAGACAAUAUUGGAACGCGAACCAGCGACCUUCAAAUUGUACACCAGAGAGAACCCAUUCGGCGAAGAACAACUGUUUCUGAACAACACCGAGGUGCUGUACGCGUCGCACUUCAAUGAAAGCAGACCGACCAAGUUUAUCGUUCACGGAUUCAGCGAUACCGGGAACGAAGGCUGGAUACGAGAUCUAAUAGGCGGUGGGUCGACAUGGAUAUUGCGUCGCAAUUUGCGCAUUUUUUAUACUGCUGCUAUUACUACUACUACUUUCGCAAACAAUCAGGGUCAGCCUAUUUCGGAUGUGAACGUGAUAGUCGUCGGUUGGGGAAUUUUGGCGUCUGACGCCUAUCCAGUGGCAGCUAAGAAUACGCGUCUCGUCGGUGAGUAUUUAGGCCAAUUCUUGGAAUUCUUAAAUCGGGAUUCGAACCUGGAGUACAAGGAUGUGCACAUUAGCGGUCAUAGUCUGGGAUCCUACGUGGCGGGCUUCGCCGGAGCUUAUCACGAUGGACGUGUCGGAAGAAUAACAGGAUUGGAUCCUGCGAGUCCUCUGUUCGAGACCAUUUCCGGCAUAGUUGAUCCAGAAUAUCGAUUGGAUCCGACCGAUGCUCAAUUUGUAGAUGUGAUACAUACUAGCGGUCCGACGUUCGGAUUCCUGGCGCCGUUAGGACAUGCUGAUUUUUAUCCCAACGAUGGCAAGAUUCCUCAACCUGGAUGCUCUUUUGUGCCGACAAUAACUUAUUGUAGUCAUUCGCGGGCGCAUCAGCUUAUGACCGAGAGCAUCGGCAGUACGGUGGGCUUCAAGGCAAGAAUGUGCGAAAGCUGGGAAAAAUACAAGGAGCAACUUUGCGAUUACAAUCCGGUCAUAUUGAUGGGCGAAUACGCUUCUACGUCGUUACGUGGCAAAUUUUAUCUGUCGACUAAUGGCGCUCCUCCGUACGCACUACAGUAAACAUUCUAAAUAUCGAUCUUAAGGGAUUUUGAGCUGAGAAUUUGCGAACUCACGAUUCGAGAACGAUGAUCGUGUAUAAUAAUUUGUACUAUAGUCAUUUAUAAGUCACCUUAUUUAUAAAACUUUCCAUUCUGAGCGCGUACCGAACAUACAUCGCGCGCACCGUAUAUCGGAAUAUACCUUUAAUAUUACGUAAUGUGUGUUUUACAUACAUAUAAUUUUAAAAAGAGUACAAAUUACAUUAAUUGUGACUACGAUUUUAAAUCAAUAUUCCUUUUACACCUUGUCAUUUUUUCCAUUUAAAAUUCUUUAAUUUUUUUAAUGAUAUCAAGAAAAUUCCCGAGAUUUUUUGUUAUUCUCAAGUUCAAAAAUAUAAUAAUUUCAAAAUAACAUUGCACGUGCAAAAGAGAAAGAAGGAAAAAUAAGUCUAAUAAAUUAACAAUUAGGUUUAAGAUAGAUAAGUAAGUAAAUCGAUUGAGAAGAUUAUUAUUUCAAAUCUUGAAUACUUAAAAUGAAACAUUCAUAAAA